ACGCAAACAGCACGAGAACGAAGAGAAUUUUUUUUUGUGAUCAAUGGCUGGCUUGGUGAAUUGCACGGCGUGUCUGCGUAGAGCAGUCGCUGCUCCGCUGUGGCAGCGCAGCUUCACGCAGGCAUCAGGCGCCGUCAAGAGAAUCAAGACGAUGAUUCCGGAGCAGCAAGACACAUCUAGCAAAGGCGCAGUCGAUGCUGCCACGGCCACAGAGCUGAUUCGAAACGCAGUGGGAAAUCUGUCGAGCGAGCCGGACGAAAAGCAACUCAAGCAGAUGCAGCGCAAUGUGCGCAAGCAGCUUCAGUACAUGAACGAUCCGUGGAAGAUUGCAAAGGAGGUUGAGCGCAUGCUAGAAAAGGACCGCUACCGUGAAGCUCUCAUGCUGGUCGAGGCAAUCAGUAUCUACGCUGGCUAUGUGGUCUCGUGGAAUCACCUGAUUGAUUACCAGUUCAAGGCCGGCAAGGGCAAAGCUGCAGUGAAGCUCUUCAACGACAUGAAGAAGCGCGGCCAGCACCCCAAUGCCCAGACAUACACCAUCCUCUUCAACGGCUUCGCGCACUCCAACCACCCCAAGCUCGCAGUCGGCGAGGCCUUCAAGCACUACAACCUCCUCCUGCAAGACCGCCGUCUGCAGCCCAACGCAACACACAUGAACGCUCUCCUCUUUGUAUGCUCCAAGGCCGGCGACAUCGACUCCAUGUUCCACGUCAUCAACACUGCCAAUGACAAGGCCCGGUCCCCCAACGCAUUCACAUACACAAUCAUCCUCAACGCUCUACGCCACCACGCUCUAACCGGCGCUGACGACCUCGCACCCGCCCAAAAGACAGCCAACAUCGCCACUGCUGUCGGCCGCGCAAAGGCCAUCUGGUCCGAAGUCAUCUCUGGUUGGACCAACGGCAAGACACAGAUCGACGAGGCCCUCGUCUGCGCCAUGGGCCGCAUCUUGCUCCAGUCGCCCGACAAGAAGGACAAGCUCAGCGUCCUCGAUCUUAUCCAGCAGACCAUGAACAUUCCCAACUUUACCGCAAAGGCCGACAAGGCCGACCUCAUCCGCCGCUUCGAGCCCGUAAAGCGCAAGACCCUCGACGACACAGCCCUGCAGUCCUUUGAGAAGCCGGCUGCCGUCGCCCGCGCCGCCUCUCACAAGGGCCUCUUUGCAACACCCACGCAGAAUACCCUCUCGCUAAUCCUGAAGACCGCCGCCACCCUCAACCUCACCACCGCCGGCCUCUCGUACUGGCACCAUAUUGUCGACACACUCUCCGUCGCCCCCGACACAGAUUGCUACCUCCGCCUGCUCGGCAUGCUCAAGGUCGGCCGCGCCUCGUCCCAAGCCGCCUCCUUCAUGCCCAUCAUCCCCCGCGGAGACCUCAACCCUCGCAUGUACAAGAUUGCCAUGGAGGCCUGCAUUCGCGACAACAUCAAUGACCACGUCGUCCCCAACGCCCGCUCCAUCCUCACAUCUAUGCUCGAACGCCUCCCCACACCAGACAUCCACACUCUCCGCUUAUACCUGCACACUGCGCUCGUUUCACACGCCCGUUUCCGCAACAAGGUCGCCAAGAACACCGAACUCAAAGACGAGGCGAAGCGUGACUACGCACUGCAAAUCACCGCCGCUAUCGACGGCCUCUGGGAGCCAUAUCGCGCCCUGUACAACAAGUACUUCAAAAACUUGCCUUCCACCGCGGCUGUCCCUGGAAAGAUCCUUUACAACGAGCAGCGCGAAGUCAUUGCCCUUGCCCGCGCCAUGUUCUCUGCCUACAACAAGGUUGUCUCCGAAAACAUGCUGUCUGCCGAGGAGCUGGCUCCAUUGAAACCUGUUGGUGCACGCAUCAAUCGUGAGAUCCAGGCUUUCUAUAGCAUCCCUGAUGAGAAUGCCGACGGAGACCUUCCGUCCUUUGAAGCUGGUAGAGGCAAGCGUGGCAAGAACAGUGAGAAAAGCAAGACAACACCCCUCAUCCUCCACCAGGGCGGUGACUUCAUCUGGGACACUGGCAAGGCCACUCUCGAGCCAGAAAACCACAAAGAGCGUGAACACGGUCACCGCCAUGAACAACGAUUUGAAAGCAAUCGAGAGGGUGGCCGUGAAUUCAGACGUUCGGAUGAACACUCGGGUCGCCGCCCCCAUCGUGGAGCACGACGUCAUGAGGAUCGCAUCAACGACAGUGAUAAUCACCGUCCUAAUCGACAACAAGGAGGCCAACGCUUCAAUGACAGACGCCAUCAGCGGGACUCGUAUAGACAACAACAGGAAUAGCGAGAUCAGUCGCUUCAAGUCACACAUUACUCACCACCUCUCAAUGACCUCUUGUACAAUAUCAUCAUGUAGAAUAGCUACCUACGGCUGCACACAGCCAUUGUAUUUAUACAGAAUUACAAUCAAUACCCAUACUCAUCAUCAACUAAACAAAGAACCGUAUUAUCCUGUAACAAUAUUCUCCCGUGCAUUGUGCACGCCCCCUAAAAAGCCCCGUAUGGAUGUGGCGUUCCAUUGCUUCUCUCCCGCCCAAAGGCAUCUGUCAAGCUGCCUUCAUCGCCGCUGGACACCUGCUCUGCUUCUUCAUAUGACGUCCCAGAGCCCUGUCGCUGGCAUAGCUUGUCUAUCAAGCACACUGUAUCGGCAUCAGAAUCGUCCGUUGGUACCUCAGGCAGAUGUUGCAUACGUCGAAACUUGUUCACUAGCUCCGCCACAGAUGGCGCAGACGAUGUUCGAUAGCCCGGGUUUCGCUGCAUCUCGAUCCCCUCAAAGGCUUGUAAGGCGUAAUCUUGAAUCAUAAACUCUCGAUUUCCAAUCCCUUGGAUAUCAUUAGCAUCGUCUAGCCCACCAUCUGCAGCUGGGGAGGAGCAAGACGGAGUAGAACCAGCUAAAGCGCCGGACAUGUAAGCCUCCUCGACUUCCGUUGCCUGAAGAUCCCCGAAAGGGUCAUCAUAGACGCCGUCUGCAGACUCUUCUGAAACCGGUGUGUGAUUUUCAUCCCCUUGAGAGGCUUCAGUAUUCGAGUUUUCUGACACGCCGUCCUCGCCUGUCUGGCAUUUUUCCUUUUUCACUUCGUCGUCGGCUAGAGUGGAACGUGUCGAGUGACUAGAACGGGUCUCACUAUCGGUACUAUGUGUAGCUUUCUGUGAAGACGGCGCUGCUGGGCUAGGGGGGUAGAUUGUAAUUUGGUUUGGGCAAGACAAGGAGGUAUCUGCCAACUCUACAAUAGCAGGUUCCUCUUCCAAACUAUGACCCAUUGCUUCAGUGUCACGGUCGCCAUAAUGACCGAUGUCCGCUCUAGUGAAUGGGUUGGAGGACUGUAUAGUAUCAUUCUGAACUGAUAGCCUUUCUGGAAGAUCGUGCUUCAGGACGUUGUAGGCCGGAUCAAUAGAAAUAGGACGGUAAGUCAUGCGGGCUCCGCGCAAACUUCCAGCAGUAUGCGCUGGAGGUCGGCCUCCUGGUAGGCGAGUUGCGUAUCGAGGAAAUGUUACAUUUCCAGAGAGAGGUGGAGAGCGGGUGUCAAUACGUAAAACUGGUACUUUCUUGGGGGGGACGUUUUCUUUGUAUUUGUCGUUGAUAUCAUCGACAGCCUUUUCCAAGCUGGAUCGGAACGUGGAGGUGCGUACCAGGCCAUCAGCAGGAAGCUCACACAAAACAUCAAGCCUUGGUGGAGGAGUGUGACAAACAGGGGCGACGACAGAUGUCAUGCUGUCUCUGUCACUCCGUGAUGACCUGCGAACUGUGAUGGGGUGACAGAGCUCGUAAUUGUCUUCACUACCAGGGCC
[Torrubiella] hemipterigena is the source of this 3768-nucleotide messenger RNA. NCBI's taxonomy places the organism in Eukaryota, Fungi, Ascomycota, Sordariomycetes, Hypocreales, Clavicipitaceae. The record is from the annotation of a GenBank genome assembly.